Chaetomium fimeti is the source of this 1527-nucleotide messenger RNA. Its product is annotated as Dip2/Utp12 family-domain-containing protein. NCBI's taxonomy places the organism in Eukaryota, Fungi, Ascomycota, Sordariomycetes, Sordariales, Chaetomiaceae. Gene Ontology annotation, biological process: maturation of SSU-rRNA from tricistronic rRNA transcript (SSU-rRNA, 5.8S rRNA, LSU-rRNA). The transcript has a single exon. The record is from RefSeq and is a predicted model, not a curated record. The coding region runs from base 190 to 1416 and encodes 408 amino acids. Gene Ontology annotation, cellular component: nucleolus.
CUCGAAUGCUGCACCGACGACCUCAAGUUUCGUUCCUUUUUCUCGAGUUCCAACCUCUCCAGGGCUGAAAUCCCCUGUCCACAGUGCAAUCAGGCGAUCGUUGAACCUCAAUUGAUCGCUCCCUCUCAGCAUUUUUGCUACCCACGAACUUCCCCACCAGACAACCGCCGCAAACCGAGAAAGCUUAAUAUGUCGACGAAACGGAAAGCCGCGGCCACACUCGCCAAGCCAGUGGUGAGGCAAAGCGCGAAGACGCCGGUGAGGACCAAGAUUGACGAGACAAGAACCGCAGUCUCUACCGGCCUAUCCUCAAAAUCGGCCCCAAAAGCGGCUGGAGAUGCCGAGGUUGAGACGCCUUGGAGUUCCGACGACGACCAGGAGGGGCUCAGCGAGGACGAGGCCAACGAACAACCCAAUUCCACCGAGAUUGCAAAGACGAGGCGGACCCAGAAUGAGGCGGAUACCGACGCAGUGAUGCAAGAUGGGGCGGACAAUUCAGACGGCGAGCCGACGUCGCCGACCUUUGGCGACCUCGUUCGCGGCAACUCGACUAUCGACGUGCCAGCUUCUCUUGCCGCCCAAGCAGCCGCCACUCAGACGUCUCGUCAGGCGGUUCAACAACGGCCCACAGCCCCGCUCAACGCGACCUCUCUCGGCACAGUCCUGACACAAGCGCUCCGGACGGACGACGCCGACCUGCUCGAGUCCUGCCUCCAGACGACCGACGUCAAGAUAAUAGAAAACACCAUCAACCGCCUAGACUCGUCCCUCGCUAAUACCCUCCUUUCCAAGCUCUCGGCCCGCAUGCACCGCCGGCCGGGUCGCGCUUUUGGGCUUAUGAGGUGGAUGCAAUGGACGCUAGUGGCGCAUGGCGGUGCGCUCGUCACACAGCCGGACCUUGUUGCCCGGUUAGGGGAGCUUAGCCGGGUCUUGGAAGAGCGGUCCCGGGGUUUGUCGAGCCUGCUUGCGCUCAAGGGGAAGCUGGACAUGCUGGACUCGCAGAUGAAAUUCCGGAAGUCAAUCAAGGCUAAUGGUGCCGCCCGGAUUCGUGGCGGAAACGAGGAGGAGUUCAGCGAGGAAGAGGAGGAAGACGUGGACGAGCCCGGUGUCGUGUAUGUGGAGGGCCAGGAGACCCUCGGCAAGCCGCUCACCAAUGGUGUUGGGCGGGCUGUUGCGGACGAGGACGACGACUUUCCAGCUGGAGCGACCGUCAUCUCAGAUUCCGAGGAGGAGGAUGACGAAGAGUUUGAUGACGGGAUGGACGAGGAGCUAGCGGACGCAGAGUCCCUCGACGAGGACGAGGUUGACCAUGACGAUGUUGAGGAGGACGAGGAGGAGGAAGAGAGCGAUCACGAAUCGUCAAGGCCGCCCUCAAAAGUGCGACGAGUGUCCGAAAGGAUCUCGAAAAGGAAGUGAUAGACUGGCUAAGAUGUGUGACACUGUAUAAACAAGAACAUGGAAGCAAGGCUUGUAGAUUUUGGGUUCCAGCCUGCAUCCUCUAAGCAAAUACUGAGCAUGUGGCAUGUG